UCUGUUCGUAAACACACAAGGUAACCCAAAAAGGAAGUGAUAUACUUUAUUUACAAUAUUUUCUCUCUAUAUAUAUAUAUACAUGAACGCAUAUAAGUAGGUUAUGAGUUAAAAUACAGAGUCGAAAAAGUUAUUUUGAUCAUAAUGGCUGUUCUGGGAUUGGAAUUACGACUGUAGGUAAACGCUUAUUUUAAAAUGGACGAUACUUCAGAUGCGCAACUGACGCCUUCAUCAAUACCACCACCGCCACCUUUACCUCAAGCGUCAGCGUUACCACCAGUAUCAGAGUCAGGACUUGAUCAUCAAAUGAUGUUGAAAGAACCAUCAUCACAUGUAUCUGAAGUUCAAAAGUUGGAAGCAAUCCCUUGCAAUGAUAAAGAAGACAUUUGUAAUCGCUCUGACGAUUCUAUUAAUGGGGACAGUGACGACAACGAUAAGGAUGACGACGACGACGACGACGAUGAGGAUGACAAUGUCAAGACGCUGCUGUCUUUUUAUCACGGUGGACACUGGAGUCGGCAGCAAUCAAAAGAUAUUUGUAACGUUCUAUGGAUAAACGAAAAGGAGCUAAAAAAUCUAAAUUACAGGGAAAAUGUAUGGUGUACAGCACACGUGAUUAAUUAUCUGAGGAAUAAUGAUAUGACUUCUUGGGAAGAAAAAUGGAAGGAAAUAGAAGCUGAAUCUACACAAUGGCUUAUAUCCCAGCUACAUGAGCGACAAAAUCUUGAGAUGCUGUUCAAAGAAAUUGAACUACCAAAAUCUGGUAAAAAACAAGAUGAUAAACGAUUAAGUAAAUUACGAUUGAAACGUUUUCGAAUAUUUGCUUGUGACAUAUUGUAGUAUAAAAAUUCUGCCAAAUAAAGUGUUUGUUAUUUUAAGAAAGAAGGAAUAUUGAAAUCGAAAUUCCAGUAUUGCUGGAUUCAAAGGACACGUUCUACUCGUGUGUACCUUUUUUACUUAUUUAAUGCGUUUUUUUAGGGUUUAACGUCUAUCUGUUAGAUUAAAUGAAUCGUUGUAAAUGUUACAACUAACACUAUUAUACAGAUAUUUAUGGGUAAGAGUUAUGCAAUAUUACUUACAAUCUACUAAAAUAGUGUAAAAAUAACACGAAAAGAAUUAAAGCUGAUUGAUAUUCAGUGUAUAUUGUACCCAAUUUGGUAGGUAUAGGUUUCAUCCACAAAUCUCAAGACGGUCUAAGUUCUGAAAUUAUCCAAAUCAUCUGGGUUUUUUGUCAACUCGAAAAAGAACAUUUAAUUUUAUUGUACGCUGCUUUAUAAUUCUAUGAAUAUCAAUUUUAUUGGAACAGUCAUCAAUAAAUAUGGGAACUGAUAAACUAAGCUUUAAUUCGUUCUGCAGAACAGUUUUCAGUUUGGAAUCUCUAUGACCACAACACGUGUUUUUGGAAAACCCUUCAUCAGGUAGGAUCGACACCACAAGUUUGGAAAGUUAUAAAGAGGUAGGCCCAAUUUGUCCUGACUCUAUUUCACACCUGGGCAAAUUUUCUAAAAGUACUUUAAAAUUUCUAAAAUUCACAGUAUCAUAGAUUUAUAAGUGUACUUUAAUGUUUUAACAAUAUUUGAUGUAUUUUCUAACUUAUGACCAAAUUAAAGAUGGUUCAAACUAAAAUUUUGAUAUAUUUUUGUCAAUUUUAUAUUUUAUGCACGAAGUACUAUACAUACUUUAAUAGCUAAGCUGUAAAAAAAGAGAAUGUUUUUGUAUUGCAAGCAAAACCAAGAAAAGUCUUUACAUCACGGAAAUAUUUACCUACAUUAUUGACCCUUUUCAUUGAACUGCAUACAAUUACUAAAAAAGAAAAGUAUGUAGUGCUACAAUACUAUAUAUUUUAAUCUGUUUUCCCUACAAAUAACUGAGUUGUCAUAGUGAUGUUUUUGUUUUUUGUAAUUAGUUUUUUGUGGGUUUUCUUUUCGUAAUAAAUUAACAUGUAUCUGUA
Messenger RNA from Mytilus californianus (California mussel), 1951 nucleotides. Its product is annotated as probable ribosome production factor 1. The record is from RefSeq and is a predicted model, not a curated record. Lineage: Eukaryota; Metazoa; Mollusca; Bivalvia; Mytilida; Mytilidae. The transcript is spliced from 4 exons. Bases 196 to 840 code for a protein of 214 amino acids.